AUGGCCGAACCGCCGCCGCCCUCGCGCUCCAACACGCCCACCGUCGCCGCCAUGCGCCGCCCGCUCGAGGAAGAUCACGUGCCCGCCGUCUCGUCUCCGCUCAACCCCAACCCCAAUCUCCCGGAUGCGGCGACGCGUCCACGGCCACGGGUGCCGCCCCGCGAGCGCGAGCAGCGGGAAAAGCGCGAGACGCUCAAGAAGCGCGAGGCCUCGGGCAGCGGCCGGGCCAACACGCCCAACCCAAAGGCCAAGAAGGACGGGCGCCCGCCCGCGGACUCGCCCAUGCGCUACUCGAUCCCCGAGCCCAAGGCGGCCGACUACAACGCGCCCAAGGACGGCGUGUUCCUGUCGCGCGAGCCCCUCCCCCUGUAUGCCCCCGACGGGGCCACGGAGCUCAGGAAGCCGCACGACUACGCGUGGAACAAGAAGGGCUACAAGUACACCCACUGCGUCGCCGACCCGCUGUUCAGACACAAGCAGUACUACCGCCAGAGCGACUCGCGCCCGCAUGGCCCGCGCAUGAGCCACGAGGACUCGGACAAGUGGUUCUACUUCGACGACACCGCCACCGUGGUCUCGCAGGAGAAGGGCUGGCGCAUGGGCCGCGGCAACGUGGUCGCAAGGGAGGGCCGCAUCUACUACGAGGUCAAGGUGCUGCGCGGCAUCCCGCCACACGGGCCCAAGGACCCCGUCGACCCCCGCACCGGCGACACAAGACCCGGCCCGCACAUUCGCAUGGGCUGGGCGCGCCGAGAGGCUCCGCUCGACGGGCCCGUGGGCUUCGACGGCUACAGCUACGGCAUCACCGACGCCCGCUUCGAGGCACAGCACCGCUCGCGCGCCUCCAAGAUCUUCAACCCGCUGCCCAAGGGCGCCAAGAGCAAGCACAUGAAAGCCAGGCCGCCGCACGGCAAGCCCGUGCCCGUCGAGUAUGUGACCGACCAGCACAUCCAGGAAGGCGACGUCAUCGGCCUGGAGAUCCAGCUGCCCUCCCUCUCCAUGCACCGCAAGGUCGUCGAGGGCAUCUACAACCCCGCCGUCGACCUCGGCGACGGCUUCGACGCCGCCACCAACGCCGACCCCUUCGACCGCCCCCUCGACAUCAUCCGCGACCGCAUCCCCGUGCCCUACAAGGGCAACUUCUACUUCGAGCAGCUCGACUACCAAGUCACCAAGAUGGUCGAAGCCUACCACGACCGCGGCCCCGUCCCCAAGAUCCACCCCUCGCCGAACCACGAAGACGUCAGCGUCCGCUCCUUGCCGCAUUCGCACAUCAAGGUCUACAAGAACGGGCAGGAGGUCGGCAUUGCCUUUGAGAAUCUCCUCGCCUUCCUGCCGCCCGCCAGUGUGCCGUCGGUCGAGGCCGUCAAAGCGGGAGCGCGAACAGGCUUCGACGACGGCAUGGUUGGCUAUCUCCCCGCCAUCUCCGUCUUCAACGGCGGCAUCGCCCAGGUGAACAUGGGCCCACACUUUUGGUGUCCACCCGAGGAGAUGAAGAAGCAACAGCAGCGCGACACGCAAAUGGCCGACGGCGACCCCUCACACAAGCCCGUCCCGGACGGUCGAAGGCUGCGCGCCAUUGGCGAGCGCUACAAGGAGCAGAUUGCCGAGGAUAUUGUCUGGGACAUCAUCGACGAGGUCGACUUCUUCUCCCAGGACGGCGGGUGGGAGUACAAGGGCGAGGCACCGCAGGACGUCAAGGGGAGUGCCACGCCUAGGGCGCGUGGUUUUGCGAAUCCAGACGAGAAUCUGGGCGUCGAGGUGGGGAGGCGAUACUGA
Ascochyta rabiei is the source of this 1779-nucleotide messenger RNA. Its product is annotated as transcription factor, contains a PHD finger motif. The transcript has a single exon. Gene Ontology annotation, cellular component: Set1C/COMPASS complex. The record is from RefSeq and is a predicted model, not a curated record. The coding region runs from base 1 to 1779 and encodes 592 amino acids. Lineage: Eukaryota; Fungi; Ascomycota; Dothideomycetes; Pleosporales; Didymellaceae. Gene Ontology annotation, molecular function: protein binding; transcription cis-regulatory region binding.